Nicrophorus vespilloides is the source of this 2112-nucleotide messenger RNA. RefSeq lists its product as uncharacterized. Bases 161 to 2020 code for a protein of 619 amino acids. The transcript has 3 exons. The record is from RefSeq and is a predicted model, not a curated record. Lineage: Eukaryota; Metazoa; Arthropoda; Insecta; Coleoptera; Silphidae.
GCUGCGUAUAGCCCCCUGGCGCUGGUUACGUCCACCAUUGCUAAGUAUGGUUGAAUGGGUUGAAUGAUAAAUUAGUAAACAGUUUUAUUUGCUUUAGUUUUAUUAUUAAACAUCGAAAAGUUUAUAUCUUUACAUUAAUUGUUUCAAUGUCUAAGAGACAAUGGGUAGAGUCACUCGAAGCACGUCGAACACAAAAGUUACUACCAGAAGUAGGAAGAGUAAUAUCGCAUCGUCCACUAACAACAAACCACAAUUAACAAAAAAGAAGGUUAGUGUAAACAAAACUUCUCCUUUAAAGACCAAACGCAAAAGAAAUGCAGUAGAUUAUGCAGAAGUUACGUUAAGAAAAUCGACACCUCAAGCCAAGGCAAAGAAUCUUCCAAUCUACAAAAGGGAAGUGGCACUGGUUCGAGAGAACAAAGUAAAUGAUGUUUUUGAAUUCGAUCUUAAGGAAGUGGAGAAAGCUGAGAAGUGUAAUGCAUCGUACAUAUCAGAUAAUGAAUUUGAUAAAGAUAUACAACAGGAUAUGAAAAAUAUUAAGAAAAAGGAAAAGAAAAGGGUAUUAACUAAAAAGAAGGAAACCAACAAACAGAAAUUGCUUAAAACUGACAUCAAUAAGUCAACUUUGAAGGUGAACAAGAAGCAAAAUGCUUCAAAAAACUUGAAAAUAAAGAAUAAAACACCAACAAAGUCUACUAAUAGCUCAGGUGAUUUGAAACAGGUGUAUCCUUCAAAAGUAAAGAAUAAGACACCAACAAAGUUGAAUAAGAGUCCAGAAAUUUUAAAACAAAACUCUAAGAUACAUCCUUCAAAAGACUUGAAAAUAAAGAAGAAAAUACCAAGAAAUUCCAAUAACAGUCCAGAUGCAUUAAUACAAAAAGAAAAUAAAGUAUAUGAAGUAACUACUACAAGUAUUAUUAAUGAAUCUAAUGCACAAAGUAAUAAGUAUUCACCUAAGCAAAUUGUAGUUUUAGAAAAUAUUAUUUGCAAAAGCCCUAGUAAUAUUGAAGAUAAUGUGGGUACAAAUAUAAGCUUUCAUCCAAGUUAUUCAUUACCAAAUUUCUCUGAUACCUCAAGUAAUACUUGCAGGGAGGAUUCAAAUGGCACAGCAUGUAAUUCUCCAAAAGAUAAUACUUUUAAAGUUCCUGAAGUAAAUAUCAUCAGUAGCAAUAUUAUGAAUAGCCCAUGGAGGCCUAAUUUUAUAGUACGCAAUAGUCCCAGAUAUAUGACUACCAAUCAUUCAAAUCUUCCAAUUUAUAACCAGGAUGCUGUAAUAAAUUCCACAAUUAUUGAGAACAGUUUCCAGAAGGGUAAGAAUACCAAAAAAUCAUUGAAGCAAAAAUCAAUGUUGGAUUAUGUAACUGGUGGUGCAGCAAAUGAGGAAAGUUUUAACUGUUCGCUUUUUGAUAUUGACCAAUUAAGUCCUAUCAAAAAAGUGAGUAAUAGUCCAAUUGUAAAUAAAGCAAAUUCAAAUAAGAAAGUACGGAGACCACUGGGAUUGUGGAACAACAAUGAUGCAGUCUCAGCAUCUCAGGAUGAUGUUGAUGAGAAUUCUAGUUUGCAUUUUGGAUUCGAUAAAUCUGACAAAGAGAAUGUGCCAAAUACGGGAAAACCGACGCGGUACACUGGAUUCGAAGUUAAAAAGAGGAAUAUAUUUGCUCAAUUUAUUGAACCAACUAAGAAGCAAGAUUUGUUGAAAGGUAACACAAUUGACGUUCAAAAUACCACUGUUGAUGACAGCUUGGCAACUCAGCCUGUGGUUGGAUUAUUUGAAGAUUUGGAAACGGAACCUAAGGCACCACCAAGAGCUAGUUAUGGUAGGAAAUUUCCAAAACGCGCGAGGUUUGUGGAGGUAGAAGAGGAGGAAGAACCAGAAGAUGAUAUGGAGAGGAUUAAAAGAAGGAAGAAAGAUCAAAGGACUAUAGCAGAAGAAAUUGCUGCUAAAAAGUGGGAAGAUGAAUUUAACAAAAUGUGUGCAGAAAUUGAUAAGCACGAAUUGGAAAUAGAAGUAAACAAAUGAUACAAAAUUUUAUCUUAGUGAGCACAAAGGACAAAGCAUUUUAUAUAUUGUAAAUAAUACCGAUUUAAGAAGCUUUAUUGUAUUUGUUUUUA